AUGUCAGCAUUUUGCAAAUGUGUCACAAGAUACAACAUACAAGGCGGGAGUUGUGCGGGUGGUCCAUUAAUUACAGGUGGGGGUGGUACCGGUGCUCCAUUAAUUACAGGUGGUAGUGGUACCGGUGGUCCGUUGAUAACAGUUGGGAGUACCGGUGGUCCAUUAAUAACAGGUUGGAGUGGUACCGGUGCUCCGUUAAUUACAGGUGGCAGUGGUACUGGUGGUCUAUUAAUAACAGUUGGGAGUGGUGCCGGUGGUCCAUUAAUAACAGCUGGGAGUGGUGCCGAUGGUCCAUUAAUUACAGGUGGGAGUGGUGCCGAUGGUCCAUUAAUAACAGGUGGGAGUGGUGCCGGUGGUCCAUUAAUUAUAGGUGGGAUUUGUACCGGUGGUCCAUUAAUAACAGGUAGGAGUGGUGCCGCUGGUCCAUUAAUAACAGGCGGGAGUGGUACCAGUGCUCCAUUAAUAACAGACAUUAACCAAGUGGAUACCUCAAAUGAUUGA
Molecule: messenger RNA, 501 nt
Organism: Mytilus californianus (California mussel)
Lineage: Eukaryota; Metazoa; Mollusca; Bivalvia; Mytilida; Mytilidae
Product: S-antigen protein-like
Exons: 3
Coding region: 1-501 (166 amino acids)
Source: RefSeq, a predicted model, not a curated record